AUGGGAUCAAAAAGUUCCAAACAAAUUCAAAGAAAAUUACCAGAAGUAAUAACAAAAGUGAAACCAAAUACAAUUAACCCUCGUCUAUUACAGCAACAACAGAAUAAUUUAAAUGUUAAUGAUGUAAGAGCCAAAGAUCAAGCAAUUGGAAAUGAUAAUGAAAAUCAACAGUUAUUAAAAAAUUUAUAUGUAAUUGGAGAAGUAAAGAUACCACAAAACAAAAUUCCAUUCAACAAGUCAAAUGAAAUGUUGAAGAUUUUAAAAUCAAGAAAAGGAAUAAUAGAAGAAGAGAAUAAAAGUAGAGAAACUGGAGGAAAAUUAAAAAAUAGAAUCACAGUUUAUGAUUUAAGAGAAUUAUUUGAAUUGAGAAAUUUAAAUUCAAAUCAAUGGACACCAGAGAAAUUAUCUGAAAAAUAUGACUUGGAUGUUUCAACUGUUGAUAUUUUAUUAAAACAUUUAAAUAAUUAUUCAACUUAUGGCGGAGUUGAUACAACUGUUACUUGGCCAAAGACAAGCGAAUUCAAAAUAUCUUAA
Molecule: messenger RNA, 534 nt
Organism: Entrophospora sp. SA101
Lineage: Eukaryota; Fungi; Glomeromycota; Glomeromycetes; Entrophosporales; Entrophosporaceae
Source: the annotation of a GenBank genome assembly